This is a messenger RNA of Chara braunii, 4263 nucleotides long. The record is from the annotation of a GenBank genome assembly. Lineage: Eukaryota; Viridiplantae; Streptophyta; Charophyceae; Charales; Characeae.
GGUUAAAGUCUACGUGGUGAGGAGUGGAAUCCUUCUGAUUGUGCACCUAUCACCAUGGUUGAGACCCGUAAAGGAAUGAUUACUACCCCCUAUACUGCUGAGCAGCAAGAGAAAAUGGCCGCCUUAGUGAGAGAAAAUAAGGAGAGAAAAGAGCGUGAAAAGCAGGCGAAGUUAAAAGCGAUUGCAGAGGAACAGGCGGCGAAGAUGAAAGAAAUAGAGGAGGAGAUGGAGAGAAAGAAGAAGGCUGCUGAAGAAGAAGCGGCACCAGAGGAAGAGAAGGAAAGAAUGAGGAUUGAAAGCGGAGAAGGGACUAGUGGCACGAACAAAGAUACAGACGCUGAGCUUGAGAAGAAGAUCAGCGAGUGGUUUGCCAACUUAUCGUUGGGUGAAGACGAAGAGGCGCAAAUGAAUGUGCCACAAGAAGAGAAGGAGGCGUUUGCUAGGGCCCUCGAAGUAAUUAAGGACCCCCUUGAGCGUCAAGAGGCUGAGGAGGAGAAGAGAUUGGAGUGGAAGUUGAGGAUGAAGAGGGAGCAGAAGAGGAGAAGGGAGGAAGCUAACCGGUUGACCGUAGAGGUAGAAAAGGUGCAGACGUGUAGACAGGAAGUCCAGGCACAGGCAGAUGUUUCUGCCAAGAUGGAUAAGGUGUUGGGGUACUUGGAAGUGUUGAGUGAGGCCUGGUUAGAGGAACGGCACGCCAAUCUGGGUCAUGACAUCACCUUGAAGGCUAUGCGGUCAGGUUUCAGAAAGUUCACGCGCGAGAUUGUCACCCACAUUGGGGGUGAAGUCAGGCAACUAAGAGAGAAUGUAGGAAAAUACUGCGAAGGCGCCAUUGAGGGCGCCAAGGCCAUAGCUGUUGUAGAGGGCGAAGGUAGACCCCAUAAAGAGCUUGUAAAGCUCAAGUUCCCAGAUGCGUACGGGGGUAAGAAGGAGGAGAACUUUGACAACUGGGAGGCCAGUGUCAACAACUAUAUCUAUUUGCAGCACAUCCUGACAGAAGAGCAAGUCCUCGUGGCCUUCCAGGCCCUCAAGGACGAAGCAGCUAGCUUUGCUAGAUCUCUUGCGCGCGCGGCCGGUUGCGAAAACAACCUGGUCGCAUAUUCCAAACUCACCCCCCUUUCUCAAUUCCUCAAGUUCCUCAAUGAGCGAUUUGCUGACCCAACGCGAGGCGUUAGAGCCUCAGACAUGUUGCAGACAAUCCACUCACGGCAGUGGAGGAGUGCCAAGGCACUCAAGGGUACCAUGGACGACUUGGUAGCCGUCCCGGACCAUGGGGUCAUUGAGGCCCAGUUGGUCCAGUUGUUUUAUCGUGCCAUUCCAGAGGCCCUACGCGGGCAUUUCUUUGACAAAUCUCAGCAGGCCGGCAUCACUUACGAUGAAUUGAGUAGAGAAGUCGUCCUGUAUGAGUCGAAGUCUAUGCCACUUACCACUUUCUGGCAUAAGGACCUGGAGAAGGGGAAGAAGUGGAAGGAUCGUACAAUCUCGGGCCAAGUCAAGGCCAAGGAUCAUUUGAUCCUAACAUUAGAGGAGGGUGGUACAGAAAAGGUCCCAUAUGGCCAGAUUGAGUGGGGCGUAGGGGAGGAGUACAAUAGUGUAGGGCAGGGGAGAGGGAGGCCGCAAGGUAGAGGAGGAGGCCAAGGCCAAAGGGGCGAGGCCAUGGGAGGUCGAGGACCGGGCGCACAGAGGGUUGGCGAACAGGGAAACCGCCAAGCGGGAGAUAACACCUUGGCACAUUGCUGUCUCAGUGCUCCCGCGUUCGCGCGAUUAGUGAGAAAGGAGCAGUUAGAGGAACAGCUCUUUGUAGUGUAUGUUAGACCUGUCACCGAGGGCCAAGAAAAGGAUAGUUCCACAGAUCCAACAAUCGCCAAGUUGCUUGAAGAGUUCAAGGAUCUGACGGAGUCGCCGACAGGAGUAGUGCCGCGAACCAUCCAGCACAGGAUAGAGAUAGAGCCUGGCAGUCGAACUCCUAAGGGUGCAGUCUACAGGAUGUCCCCUAGAGAGUUAGAGGAGCUUCGCAAGCAGUUAGACGAACUCCUUGAGAAGGGUUGGAUCAGGCCCAGUUCGUCUCCUUUUGGAGCACCAAUUUUGUUCGUCCCCAAGAAGGAAGGAGAACUUCGUAUGUGUAUAGACUAUAGCGGUUUGAAUGCGAUCACAGUGAAAAAUGCCGAGCCGCUGCCCAGGAUAGACGAUAUUUUAAAUCGGGUGCGGUGUUGUAAGUAUUUCUCUAAGAUAGACUUAAAGUCCGGAUACCAUCAGAUAGAAGUCCAUCCUGAUGAUCAGUACAAGACAGCAUUCCGGACUAGAUAUGGGCAUUAUGAGUUUGUAGUGAUGCCCUUUGGACUUACCAACACGCCAGCUAUUUUUCAGCGUUGUAUGAAUGACCUGUUUAGACCAUGGUUAGAUAAAUUUGUAGUAGUCUACUUAGAUGAUAUCCUAGUCUUUAGUAAGACCCUCCAGGAGCACCAAGGUCAUCUGAGGCAGGUCUUGGAGAAGCUUAGAGAGGCUAACUUCAAGAUCAAUGCGAAGAAGUGCCAGUGGGCCAAGACGCAAGUCUUGUACUUGGGCCACGUAUUGGACGGAGAUGGCGUUAAGCCAGAGGACAGCAAGAUCGCGGCGAUUAGAGACUGGCCGACGCCCCGCACAUUAACUGAGUUGCGGUCGUUUCUAGCCUUAGCUAACUAUUAUAGGAAGUUCGUGAGGAACUUCUCCACUAUCGCCGCCCCCUUGCGCAGACUGCUAAAGAAAGAGGCAAUCUGGCAAUGGGAUAAAUAUUGUACGUCCGCGCUCAAGAAGUUAAAGCGCGCGUUCUUAGAAUACCCUGUCCUCAAAGUAGCAGAUCCGUCCUUGCCAUUUGUCGUUACCACGGACGCAAGUCGGUAUGGGAUAUGCGCCGUGUUGCAGCAAGACGAGAGCAAUGGUUAUAGACCCGUAGAGUUCAUGUCAGCGAGGAUGCCCUCUGAGAAGGUUGCUACCUCCACGUACGAAAGAGAACUCUACGCCCUCAGGCAGGCUUUAGACCAUUGGAAGCACUACCUGCUUGGGAGGCACUUCAAAGUCUAUUCGGACCAUCAAACACUUGGAUGGUUGAAGACCCAGGCCAAGAUGACACCUAAGUUAACCAGGUGGGCCGCAGAGAUAGACCAAUUCGACUUUGAGCUCAAGCCAGUGAAGGGCAAGUACAAUGUAGUGGCGGAUGCUCUAAGUAGGAGAUCAGACUACUUUKGAGCCGUAGUACAUUAUCUGGAUAUAGGGAAAGACCUGCAAGAGAAAGUGAAAAAAGCGUAUACGCAGGACCCUAUCUAUAGCGACCUCCUAAAGAGAGUUAGAGAGGCCCCAGAGACCGAACCAGAUUACCGCACUACAGACGGGUGGCUGUUUGAGAAGACUAAUGUGWUUGACCGCCUGUGCGUUCCCAACAACGAAGAGAUUCGUAGUCUGAUUCCAGGGGAAUGUCAGGAUAUUGAGGGACACUUCGGUUGGCAAAAGACGUUAGCCAAUCUAAUGCGUGCGUACACAUGGCCAGGGAUGAAGAACAACUCCAUAGAGUAUGUCCGCAGUUGUAAAGUAUGCCAGAGGAACAAAUCUACUACACGCGCGCCCCUAGGUCUUCUCAGACCCUUGCCUAUUCCGGAUCAGCCGGGAGACUCAGURUCCAUAGACUUCAUGGACACGCAAGUCAAGAGCAGACAUGGUAAGAGCCAAGUCAUGGUCAUAGUCGACCGUUUUAGUAAGUAUGCAGUUUUUGUUCCUUUGCCUGCAGAGGCACGUACAGAUUUAGUAAUACAAAAGUUCUUUGACUUUUGGGUUAGUUAGAAUGGAAUCCCAUUAUCAAUAGUUAGUGAUAGAGAUAGUCGUUUCACCAGCCAGAACUGGCAAGAACUCAUGAGAGUCUACGGAUCUAAGUUGUUAAUGUCAUCUGGCCGUCACCCAGAGACUAACAGUCAGACAAAACAGAUGAACAAGAUCCUACAGCAAGUUCUGCGCAUGUAUAUUAGACCAGAUCAGAUCAACUGGGAUGAGAUGUUGCCCAAGGUCGCUAGUGCAUACAACAAUAGUAAGCAUUUAUCCACCUGCCGCACUCCCAAUGAGUUGCACAAGUCCUUUAGACCGCGCAGACCUUUCGAAGGACUGAACCGGGAUCAGAUUCACAGAUUACCGCCCGGCACCAGGGAGUUUGCGAUACAGCACGAGAGAGAACUAGCAACUGUUGUUGAAAACCUCAGGAAGGCCCAGCAUAAGAUGAUAGAACAAACUAAUAAGCACCGC